CUUUCCUCCUGGUUUCACAGGAGAUUUUGACUUUGUUCUGUGGAGAAUGACCAUCACGAACUUCUCAAUUGAAUAUGAUGCCAUCAACAGCAGAAACAUCUUCACAAAUGGAGAUACCAUUAAUGGGAGAAUCAUCGUGGAGGUGUCUAAGGAAACUAAAGUCCAGUCUCUUGUUUUUAUAGCACAAGGAAAAGCUCGUGUCCGCUGGACUGAACAUUACGGGCAGUAUCAUACUCAUGUGUACUGGGCUGAUGAGAAAUAUUAUGAUGUCAAACAUCACAUCUUGAGAGAGUCAAGACAAGAUGGAUCUGAAAUCAUUGGUAAAGGACGACAUGUGUUCCCUUUUUCCUUCCAGAUUCCCGACAGAAAAAUCCCAUCAUCUUUCAAAUCCUGCAUUGGCAAGAUUGUUCACAAAGUGAAGGCAGAGCUUAAACAAUCAAUGAAGCUGACAAAAAAGACCAAAACACACUUCACAUUUGUGUCCAAAGCUGACAUGGAUAUUCCAGGACUUCUGGACCCUCAGUAUGGUAGCAAGGAUAAAUCUGUCAAAGUUUUCGGCUCUGGAAACAUCUCAAUGGAUAUUCAAACCAAGCGAAUGGGAUACAAGCAAGGUAGGGAUCUAAAGGUCAUGGCUGAAAUCAGCAACCAAUCAAGUCGUUCAGUGAAGCCCAAAUUCAUACUGUACGAGAAGCAGAGCUUCUUCGCCCAGGGUCGCAGGAGAGUUAGCACAAAUGAGAUCCUUAAGGAGAAGGUGGAGGCUGUUGAACCCUCCAGGAAAGAGACUGUGACCAAGGUGAUCACCAUCCCCAGAGAGCUACCUCCCUCCAUCUUGAACUGCUCCAUCAUCAAGCUGGAGUACAGGCUGAAGGUCAUUCUAGAUGUCAAACUUGCUUCAGACCCUGAGAUCAAACUCCCUAUAGUCAUCCUACCUGAGCGCCCUGCUGAGAAACAACUGCCUCCUUCUGCCGGUGUUGGAUUUGAAACAUUUGGGAGCCAAAACCAAGCAGCCUGGAACAUGGUACCACAACCACAAGCAACACUUGGAGCUCUGGAUCCCCCACCUCCUUACGGAGCAUAUCCAAAUUACCCCUCAUUUACCGAUUACAGCAAAUGAAGCUCAGCGUAAGUUCAAUCAGGAAUCUUUGUGUUCAUCCAUUCACAAUUCUCUCCAUCCCACUCCCACUGCUUCCUCUAAUCUGCUGACUAUGGGCGUUCACUCUUCCAGUUGUCCAAUCAAACUUUGCCACGAUCUCUAUCAGCCAGUCAGGAUGCUACUGCCAAAUUUUAAAUCUGCUCUCUCCUCUGCUGCUGUGAGCCGUCAUUUUAGGCAGAAUUGUAGCGCCCUCCUCCACCCUGUUCACCUCCAGCCAUCGUAUCCAGAGUCAAGGACAAGGUCAACAAAGGCUCAUUCCUCUACUCACUUCUCCAUCUUCCUCUCAUCUCAUCUUCACCACCUCUACCACCACCAGCGUCUAGACCCUGUGGGGUUCCCUAUACAACCAUGGAUUCAUCACCCCCCUUAAAUCAUACCAUCUCUAUGGGGUCUAAUCGCCAAAGACUUUCCACAUUUUUCAUUCUUAUGUGCAGAUUCUUUUUACUAUAUAACUCUCCUGAUUGCAAUAAGGUUAAUAAUUCACAGCAGCAGGCUACAGCAGGCUCUCGUCUUAAACUCCACUGCCACAGAUUUCUUUGCUUUAUUCAUGUAGUCUGCAGCCCCAACCAAAGUUUUCCAUGCAGCUCCCUCUGGAGCCAGAAAAAAAUAUUGACUUUUCAGCUUUGCUAUGUAGCUGAUCUGCUGUCAAACCAUGUCUUUUUAGUGUAAAAUGUUUACUCAGAGUUCUGCAGAGGCAGAAGUCCAGCAUUGCCUGCAGGUACACAUUGUUGUGUAUGCUUAUGUUUGUAAUAUUUUUAGCUGUGUAACUGAAGAUGCUUUGAAUAAAUAGUUGAUAUCUUUGUGUAAAAAUAGUAAUCAUAUGAUUCUUAGUCCGUUCCCAGUUGCGUUGGUGCCAUUUUUAAACCGUGAACUGAAUUCCAUGUGUCGGAAUGUUAUGUUCACACUAACUAAAUGUUCAUCAGCCUGCUCAAAGGAGCUGUAUGCAACAUGCAGACCAUAUCCCCCCCUCUCACUUAAAAUCAUGAAGUCUAAAAUCAUCUUUUAAGAAAAGAUCCUUUGGCCAGUGUGGAGAUUUUGCACAACAUCUAUUUUAAAGCAGAAAAUUAAGCCUGCAGCAUCUCCUAGCAAACGGACUGUGGCCAAGGUGAUCACCAUCCCUCGAGACAAACUGCCCUCCAUCUUGAACUGCUCCAUCUCAAAGCUGGAGUACAGGCUAAAAGUAAACAGCAGCAUGUUACAGUCAGCUUAAAAGUUGUUGAAUGUGUACUGACUCUUAAUCUUUUACCCUUAAAGCAGAUGCAAUUUCAUUAUAUUUCAUUGCCAAGUUGUUCUACAUAUUUCUUUGAUCAAAUAUCCUGUAAUGAAACAGUCAGUUGGGAUUGUUUUAUGCAUGCCGAACCAUCUUCUAGGGAGCAGGACACUUUGUAGCGUAUAAAGUCAUCAGUACAGGAAAGACAUAGCUCUAAAAGGACGCUUGGUCCCUUCUUUUAUCAUCGAUAUUGUAUUCCUGCCAGGUGGAAGCCCUGUGUCAUCCCCCUAAUUAAGAUUAACAGUAUAUCAUGUUAUCCGAGUCAGCAGCAAUAUUGACCUCAUGUUUGUUUCUACUGUCUCAUAGUAAAUACUUAACAUAUAAUAUUGUCAGUGAACAAAUAAGCAGAAUAAAUCCCAUAUAUUUUUUA
Messenger RNA from Epinephelus fuscoguttatus (brown-marbled grouper), 2793 nucleotides. Its product is annotated as arrestin domain-containing protein 3-like. Lineage: Eukaryota; Metazoa; Chordata; Actinopteri; Perciformes; Serranidae. Gene Ontology annotation, biological process: protein transport. The record is from RefSeq and is a predicted model, not a curated record. Gene Ontology annotation, cellular component: plasma membrane; cytoplasm. The transcript is spliced from 6 exons. The coding region runs from base 47 to 1114 and encodes 355 amino acids.